This is a messenger RNA of Urocitellus parryii (Arctic ground squirrel), 4577 nucleotides long. RefSeq names its product claudin-22. Gene Ontology annotation, cellular component: bicellular tight junction; membrane. NCBI's taxonomy places the organism in Eukaryota, Metazoa, Chordata, Mammalia, Rodentia, Sciuridae. The record is from RefSeq and is a predicted model, not a curated record. Gene Ontology annotation, molecular function: structural molecule activity.
AUAACAUACACAUUGAAAUGUGAGAACUGUAACAGAAGAAAAUCUGACAGGUGCAAUUAGCAUGAUAGAAAGCAGGAGGAGCUGAACCAAAACCUUUAAUUAAACAUUUUUGCAUUUAGACUUCUUAAUUCUUUGACUUGUUAGAAAAGGAACAACAAGAAAGCCAUUUAUAUCUUAACAAUGAAAGGAGGAUUAGUACUACUUAAUUUAUUUCACUGACAAAGUGCUUUCUACAGAAUUCAGACCAUAGGACAUGAAUAUGAUCUGGGCCACACCUUGGCAUUACUGGUUUACAGCAUUAUUUCCCUAUCCUUUUCUGAGAACUUUUCAUCAUGGAAUCAAACAGUAUCAACUCUGGCAAGAAUCCUCYUAUAUACACAAUGAAAAAAUAUUUAUGAACUCCACAAGAGAUAACUCAAGUGUCACACUUCUUUUCAUAGCAACCGGAGGGCAGGAGUAGGGUUGGCUAAGCCUGGCGGGACUUCAUGAUGGCUUUAGUCUUUAGAAUAGCAAUGCAGUCUAUUGGACUUUUAUUUUCUGUGCUGGGAUGGGUUUUAUCCUGCCUUACAAACUAUCUGCCRCACUGGAAGAACCUCAACCUGGACUUAAAUGAAAUGGAAAAUUGGACCAUGGGACUCUGGAAAACCUGCGUCAUCCAGGAGGAAGUGGGGAGGCAGUGCAAGGACUUUGAUUCCUUCUUGGCUUUGCCGGCUGAACUCAGAAUCUCCCGGAUCUUAAUGUUUCUGUCGAACGGGCUGGGGUUCCUGGGCCUGCUGGUCUCAGGGUUUGGCCUGGACUGUUUGAAAAUUGCAGACAGACAGCAAGAUCUCAAGAAGCGACUGUUAAUCCUGGGAGGAGUUCUGUUCUGGACCUCGGGAGUCACAGCCCUCGUUCCAGUCUCCUGGGUUGCCUACCUGACAGUUCAGGAGUUCUGGGACGAGACCAUCCCAGAGAUUGUUCCCAGGUGGGAGUUUGGGGAAGCCCUCUUUACUGGCUGGUCUGCUGGCUUUUCUCUUCUGCUAGGAGGGUGUCUGCUCCACUGUGCAGCCUGUUCCACCCCAGCCCCUGGAGCUUCUGGCCACUAUGCAGUGGCAGAAAUGCAAGAUCACUGUCAACAACUAGAGAUGAAAAGCCCCAACCCAAAAGUCUAAGCCAGGAGGGAUCAGUGGUAUCUACUCUUCAAGGUGAUGCUUGCUCAACUCUGGAUUYGGUAGGAUCUCCUGCUGCACAGUCACCCACUCAUUAUGCUUUUGAUUACCUAAAAUGCUAUUAGUUUCUUUAAAAAACAGUUUUUUUCUAAGACUGGUAAACAACAUUUAUUUUCUACUUGGACCAAAACCAAUCAAGACCUAAUAGUAAUCACAUUCAUUUCUGUAUAAGAGUUCUCUCAAUUUUAAAACAGGCUCAGUGAUUGCACAAAACUGGUAAAUGCAAUGUCAUUUUAGUAGUUACAUAUCUUUGAAGGUAUUAUUCAUAUGGAGAUGAAUAAUUUUGGCAAUUGGAAACAUUACUGCUAAUCAUUUACUUCCUUCAGGUUUUCAGGAUAACCUAUAAUAAUGAAACUAAGAUCUCUCUGCAUAUUUAUCUUAAAUGCAUGACACCUGAUUACACUAAAAAAUUGCUGGCUAUUUAAAGGUUUUGAAUCAUCCUUUUCAAUCAGGGGCUUCAGUGCCUCUAUGGUACCUGUUCCAGAAGUUCUUYACAUUCAUUCAUGUCCUCAAGCAGAGGAGGGCAAUCCUGUGUUCUGGAAGAUUCAUGUAGAAUCUGCCACACAAAUGUGUAUCUGCUUCUGUGUCCUAUGCUCACUUCAUGGUCGACCUUCCUAUCCUCCCCUGGCUCUGAGCAGCCACAGGGGGCAUGGCAGGUCCAGACUGGCGUGCGUGGGCAGAAGGCAUAGUGCCAGCUUAGGUGUGCUAUGCCAGAGCAUGCACUUGGGAGCCCUUCAUUUCCCUUGCACAAGGAAGAUGCUCCAUUUUUCUUCUCUUUAAAGUCAGCAAUACAUAUAGUCCAAACAAGAGCUACUCAAAGCAAACUUCUGGCUCGGGGAAUUCUUUGUGGAACAUUUUGUAUUUGCUUGAUACAUAAUCCAAGUAAACUCUUGUGUUUGUGCCAAUCAAGGAAAUUAACUGAACAAUAGGCAACACUAAAGUAUUAAGCAAUAUGUAUCUUUGUUUAAAAAAAAUUGAAUUUUUUUUCCCCAUCCGCAAACACAUGGAAAGUGCAGAAACCAAAGUUAAUCUAUGUGAUAUAUUUGCAAACUUUGACAAACAGGACAAAUUAAAGCAGGAACAUAUUCAGAAUUUAACCUGAUUAAAUAUUUAGUUCAAUCCUGAGCUUUUGAUAUUUAAUACAAUAUAAAGCCAUAGCAAAAAAAAAAAAAAAACAACUUUAAUUUUAUUGGAUUUGCAUGCUACAGAGAUUCAGCUAAACUUUGUUCAUUUGGCUAGUAAUAUUCUUUUUGUACCUGUAACACUUAAGAUUCUGAUAUACAAAAUUGUAAUAACAUACUGAUAAUUCAAAAUUGAGAUCUAAAUAUUACAUUCUUUUUACCCUGUGCAGAAUAAAUUCUACCUUUUUAAAAUAGUAUUUAUAUUAAAAUUCAUAUUUGUCCAUAUGGUUUUGUGAUCAAAGUCAGUAAAAUGUUUUGUCAUUGUGAAUCUUUUGGGUUAGUACAAAUAUGACAAGAGUAUUAAAAGCUGCCUAUAAAUACAUAACACCAUUGCUGAUUUUUAAAGCGUGGAAAGGAUUAUAUUAAAAUAAGUUUGCCUCUCAUGUUAGAAUAAGCAAAUUUUGUAAAAUAAAACCAAAAGUCUCUUGGUCACACUGUUAACUACCAGCCUGAGACAGAUUUUAUUCUUUAAUACUUGUCUGAAACUUUUUGUAUUACAAAAAGUUAACAGUUAAUCUGGUGAAGUUUAUAAAGCUGUAAAAUACUCCAAUAUAGCCUCUUCUAUGUCAAACAUUUAAAAUGGCCAGAACCAAACUAUAUAUUAAACAGAACAUAAAUAAGACCGUAAAUAAAUAAAUGAAGAAAAUAAAAUCGUACGGCACAACUACACAAGUUCUAUAAACAUUUUCAUGGUCAAACUAAGAAGCUGAAAACAGCUGACCUUCAUUUAACUCUACAUUAAAUAAACUUCUUUCACAUUUGACCUUAACAAGGAUGAAUGGUAUUUUUUUUCUAAUUUGCCUUAUUCAUUUAACACUAGAUUGGGCAGCCUAGAAGGACUGUACAGUCUAUCAAUAGGCUGGGUUUUGUUCAAGGCAGGGGUCACAUCCAGUUAUAUCAUCCAAGAAAUUUGCAUUUGAGUUAUGGAAUAUUUAGAAAAAAAAGAAACUUUUAGGCUCAGAAACUGCUUAAGGGCUUUGAUUCUGAUAAAAUAAAUUUUCCAAAAUAUGUAUAAUUAGUUUCAAGAAAAUAAAAAUUUUUGCUAGUGAGAAUUCUAGCAUAGGAACAAAACUUUUUCUUCUUUAAGAUGACUUUGCAUUUCUUAAAAAAAAAAAGGACUUAGUUUGCUAUACAAGACAGCUAACCAAAAACYGCUUCUUCCAGUAUAACAGACUGAAUAAUAAGUAUGGCUUAAAUUGCCUAUAGACUAUAUACUGUAAAAGCCUUUUGGUGGCAAAGCUAUACUGAGGACUUAUUUCUUUAAAGAAGUGCCUGGGCUGUGUAAGCUAAAAUUCUACAGUGGGAAACAGGACGCUUUAGUCAGUUUAUAUUGCCAAACUUGUUCAUCCAAAAUAGUUUCUUUUUCUUUCCUUCUUGUUAAACAAAUGAUUUACCUUAUUCUCCAAAUUAAUAAUUCCCUCCCAGGCACUCUUUCCUUUGCUUCCCAACUACUUACCACAAAUUAUAGAUAGAAUCCCUUAAAAAUGAGAGCUGCAAAGUGAUUUCUAGUAAAUGUCAGAAAUCUGUUUGAUAAACUAUUUAUUUUGGCAACUUUAAUUCAAUUAAGACACACCAUUUCCUCUGUUCUUGGCUUCACCAAUGAGUGAGAAUGCGUCCCCUCCACCUCACAGUGCUGUCUGGCCCUGGAACCCAGGACCCCAUGAGCUUCUCGCUGGCACCAUUCUCACGCCUAGGACAGAGCAUUGGUGCAGACUAGAAACUGGAUCACUUGCAAAUUCAGGUGAAGUCAGAAGUAGCAGCUGCUCCUCUGUUGAGCCCCUGUAGUGUAUUUUAGGAUUUCUGGUGUGCUUCUCUCUUCCACCUUGCCCUCAAUGUCUAAGAUCUUUAAGGUAGUAAGGAGUACUGCUCCUUGGCAUUCUUCAUAUCCUUACAUUCAGUAUAGUUGUCUAAAGACAAUUAUGAAAAGGACAGAGAGGAAGCUGUUUUAAGGAACUUAAGUGUUCUGACACAGGUGAUGGGAAUGAGCAYAGCACCUGUGCAGGACUCAGCUCUGUGCUCACUGCCAACAGGAAGAGCAGCUUUCUAGCUCAGAAACACUGUAUGGCACCACUGCCACCUUCACAGUCUCCUCACAAGGAAACAAAGAAAAGCCCARAAUGCCACUGACACAAGCUGCUUCCCAGCAGUCAGCUCAGGGGUAGACACUGGUACUCACUGCCUCUUGUCC